Messenger RNA from Suillus clintonianus, 414 nucleotides. RefSeq lists its product as uncharacterized. The annotation marks the transcript as partial. The record is from RefSeq and is a predicted model, not a curated record. The transcript has 2 exons. Lineage: Eukaryota; Fungi; Basidiomycota; Agaricomycetes; Boletales; Suillaceae.
UGCAACUACUGUUCAACGUCUGUAGAAGGUCGCGACAACAAACCUCUCAAGCAUAUUCUUGACCGAAAUACUUGCCCUACGGCUCCGGAUCAUGCUCGCACAGAUGUCUGUACAGACUGUAACUAUCUCACCACGAAGAACAGAAAUAAAGCACUACUACUCCCACCUAUCGUGGAUGCAGAUUCUUCUUCAUCCCCAUCAGGAGACAUGGCUAAAGCUCCACAGAAACGGAAGAACCUCUUUGGAUUCGUGGAUCUUCCAGUCACUCCAGAGCAAGCAAUACGUGCAAAUUUCAAAUUGUUUCGAUUCAUUGUUCAUGCUAAUAUACCUUUCUUGGUUGCGGAGAACUGGUUUUUCCAUAACUUUCUUGAUGAAAUUUGGCCCUCGUAUCAAGCACCAUCACGUUAUGUGCUA